Messenger RNA from Neurospora hispaniola, 1395 nucleotides. Its product is annotated as Per1-like-domain-containing protein. The coding region runs from base 166 to 1203 and encodes 345 amino acids. The record is from RefSeq and is a predicted model, not a curated record. Gene Ontology annotation, biological process: GPI anchor biosynthetic process. Lineage: Eukaryota; Fungi; Ascomycota; Sordariomycetes; Sordariales; Sordariaceae. Gene Ontology annotation, cellular component: endoplasmic reticulum membrane. The transcript has 4 exons. Gene Ontology annotation, molecular function: hydrolase activity, acting on ester bonds.
CCCCGAACUCGAGCUGUCGAGCUAUCGAACCAUCAAGCUCCUACCGCGCCCGAUCACACGCGUCUCCCUCCCGUCCUCCAAGCCCGAAGCUCCCCUCCAACCUGACACUAGAGACCCAAAUCGCAACCACCAUCGAACUCGACUCCGCCAUCCAAUGCCCACACAAUGAAGUUCAACGUCACAUCUAAACGGGGCGGGGCUCCCAGCUUCCUGUCGAUACAACAAUUGCUCCUGUUAGGCUUCGUCGCGCUAGCCACACCCGUUGCGGCGUCCAUUGGCGAUCGGCUACCUGAAUUCCAAGAGUGUAUAAGGGUCUGCGAACGCGAAAACUGCGGUCCGGACGCUGAACACCAAACGCCCAUUCCCCUCCACCGCCGUCUCCUCCUCUGGUCCUGCCCCUCCGAAUGCGACUACACGUGCCAACACCUCACCACCUCCUCGCGCCUCUCCCAAUCUCCUCCCCCCUUCCCUCACCCAGUCGUCCAAUACCACGGUAAAUGGCCCUUUAUCCGUUUUCUCGGGAUGCAAGAACCUCUCUCCGUUCUUUUUUCGCUCGGCAACUUCUGGGCCCACUACCAAGGCCUCUACACCAAAAUCCUCCCCAACAUCCCGCCCUCCUACCCCUUACGGAAAUGGUACAUCCUGCUCUCCUACGUCGGCAUGGCCUCGUGGUUCUUCAGCGCCGUCUUUCACACAAGGGAUUUCCCCGUUACCGAACAACUCGACUAUUUCGCUGCGGGCGCCAACGUUUUGUACGGACUGUAUUAUACGGUUGUGCGCAUCUUUAGGCUGGAUAAGAAGGACACGCCGCGCCGCGAGUCGCUUUUGCGACUGUGGACGGCUUUGUGCAUUUUGAUGUAUGUGGCGCAUGUCACGUACCUGAAGAUGUGGGCGUGGGAUUACACGUAUAACAUGGCGGCCAACGUGGCGGUCGGGGCGGUGCAGAAUCUGCUGUGGAGUUGGUAUUCGUGGACCAGGUACCGGGAGCAGAAAAAGGGGUGGGCGGCGUGGCCGGGUAUUGUGGUGGCGUGGGUGUUGGUGGCCAUGAGUUUGGAACUGUUGGAUUUCCCGCCGCUUUGGGGGAGUGUGGAUGCGCAUAGUUUGUGGCAUGCGGGCACCAUUGUGCCGACGAUUAUUUGGUAUAAUUUCUUGGUUAAAGACGCGCAGGAUGACAUGGCGAGGAGCGAGAGGCUCAAGUCUUAGGAGGGUUUGAGAAGUUGACAGUGUACAGCAAGUUAGAGCGCUGACAGAAUGGAAUAGACAUUAUGUUUGUUUACGCUAUAUCCAGAGGAUUGAUACACGCGACGCUGACGAGAACGACGAUUUUAUGUUUUCACACCAAUACCCAAGACCAUAACACUCCUCCCGGACCCCAAUGGCUUCCUUUCGCUUCAC